ACGGGAUGAUCCAUCGAUUUGCUUGGUUAGCCUAACGUGACAUAUAAUACCGGCUUAUUACAUGUUCAGGGCGACGUUUCUGUUAAUUCUCUCGGUUAACUAACAAUUUUCAACAAAACUCGAAGGUAUCUUUAAAGAGAAAGGAUUUCUAGAUAAGAAAAGCAUCAUGUCUUGGGAUAGUUACAUCGACAAUUUGACUGCACAGACCAAGGAUGCCAGUGGAACUGCCCAUUGUGAUAAAGCUUGUAUCAUUGGAUUGGAUGGUGGUGCUCCCUGGACAACUGCAACUCCUGCUAAUGCCCUGAAACUGCAAGGACAGGAGGGUGUCAACAUAGCACAAUGUUUCAAAGCAAAAAACUUCACUUCCUUUCAAGCAGGUGGGAUGUAUAUUGAGGGAGUAAAAUACCAGUUUUUAAGGGAGGAGGACGGUAAACUCGUCUUGGCAAAGAAGAAGGACAAAGGCGCAAUCACCUUACAAUCUUCCAAAACAGCUAUUGUUAUAGGUCAUACUAAAGAAGGUUGCCAGCAAGGUUUUGUUAACAAAGGUGUAGGAGUUAUUGCCGAAUAUCUAGAAUCACAGGGCAUGUAAUCUACAGACCAUUUCUUUAACUACAGUUCCACAAAUAGGACAUCUGUUAUGCUCAUUUUGUGUAAACAUAACAUAAUGGAUAUUGUUAUUAUUACUUUAUUAAGAAACACUGGACUUGAGCUUCUUAACUUUAAUGAUUUUACAAUGAUUGAAAUAAACAAGUUUAUCAAGACUAGCCAACAGUGGAAAUUGUGCCGAAAAGUGACUUUUUGAAGGAAAUUUUUUUUAUUCUUAAGCGUAACAAAGUAAAUAACAUGUAGUGUUGAAAUGAGUUAAUAUAUUUAAAUGCAGUCAGAAUUCUAACUUUGAAGACGGAGGUAACCUGAUCCUGAUCAUAUUGGAUAUAAUACACUCUCAAAGUGAUAACUGUAUACAUAGUCACAUUUAGAUCUGAUUAUUGAGAUAUAUAAGUUACAUAUGAUCUUAAAUUUGUUAAAUGACAUGCACAUGAUUCACAUAUGCUAACAUGUUUCAACCAUGUGUAAUUGAAAUAUGCAGUGGCAUGCACUGUUAAUGUUAUUUUCUUUUACAUCUCUUUUUUUUUCUUGUAUCUAAUUCAUGUAUUGUAUAAACUGUGUGUAUCUAGUAGUAUAUUAACCAUUUACUUUUGUUAAGGUCCUGUAAUAGUUUACACUUGAAAUAACUACAACAAUGGCUGGUUAGAAAUAGUAACAUCUAGUUUUUGUCCCAAUAAGCAAGCUACAUACAAGGAGUAGUCGGAAUACAGUUAUUUGAUAAUUCAGUAAAAACACAAGUGUUUUGAUUUAAGUUUGUGUUUAAACACCACACAUAAAAUGUCAGGAAAUCUACUUGUAAUUUGUAUCUCUUAAAAUGUAAUUUGUCAUAAAUUUAUUACCUCACCAUGAUAGCUGUGGACAGCUAAAUGUUACUAUUUUUAGCCUUGUAAGAGGACCAUAAAGAGGGUGUUUGUAAAAUACAGGAAAUGUUUUGAUUUCCACCAAACUUUGGGCUACACUUUAGAUCUGAGAAGAGAAUAUCGCAUAUUAUGCCAAUAAACUCAUUAAUAAAUGAAA
Molecule: messenger RNA, 1623 nt
Organism: Mercenaria mercenaria
Lineage: Eukaryota; Metazoa; Mollusca; Bivalvia; Venerida; Veneridae
Product: profilin-like
Exons: 2
Coding region: 167-589 (140 amino acids)
Cellular component (GO): cell cortex
Molecular function (GO): actin monomer binding
Source: RefSeq, a predicted model, not a curated record